Molecule: messenger RNA, 987 nt
Organism: Hydatigera taeniaeformis
Lineage: Eukaryota; Metazoa; Platyhelminthes; Cestoda; Cyclophyllidea; Taeniidae
Source: the annotation of a GenBank genome assembly
AUGGUGUGGUUUGUAAUCUGUGACAAAAUUCCUCAGAACUUAAGUAUUGUGAGGAGGUUUAAGGAUAGCAUCAAAGCCGAAUGGAGUCUUCUCGAUAAUAUUCCUGAAGGACCACCUUAUACUUACUUCGUCUUUGCCAAACGAAUCAAUUUAACGGAGGGUGGUAUACAAAACUGCUGCUCAACGAGUUCGAAUUCCUGCCGUGUAGACCACCUUCUUCACAACACUGCCUACAACCUCUCUAUUCAGGCAUGCAUCACUGAAUGUAGUGUCUGCAGCAAAGAGUCAGCGCCGUUGCUCAACUACACCAAGCCUGGUGCACCUUCGAAUCUAACAGUGGUGAGCGCAUCCGCAACGGAGCUUUUUGUGACCUGGGAAGCUCCGACACCCAACGAUCGAGAACUUUGCAGAUACGAGGUUCUUAAGAAUAAUAAGAGGUGCCCACGUGCUGAUUCCAAUCACUGCUACUAUAAAUUUACUGGACUCUCAGCCUGCCAGUCCAUCAACAUCAGCAUCCGCGCCUGUGCUGGAGGAGACUGCGGUCCCUUUGCUAACCUGACAGCGUCAACAACACCUCAACCCACUCGGGUGCGGAAUAUACUUCUGGCAGUUUUCAUUCCUCUGAUCAUUCUACUCCUCCUAGUUCUUCUCUUUGUUUUCCGCAAAAGAAUUCCAUUCCUUCGAAAUUUACUUGCAAAGAAGCCGCAUGCAAAAAAUGCCGACCUGACUCUCUUUCCAAUUGAGUACUACACGCCACCCGGCCCAAGGAGACUAGCGAACGUACCACUUCCCAUUCCAGUAGAGAAUUUCAGAAAUAGCCUACAAGCAAUUAAUGCUGUGAAUGGGUUCCCAUCCCUCUCCCAGGCACUGGCAAUUCUGGCAGUUUCGGAAAUUAAAGAAAAAUAUCGCUUGACUAAAAUGGCUGCUUUGCGAAACGGAAUUCGCAACCGCUACAGCGACAUACUUCCAUGUGAGCUUGGGCCCUAA